AGCAUACAAAAUGGUUAAAACACAGUAAAGUGCACGAAAAACAUUCCGUUGGAUAAAAGAUGUGCUACAAUCAACCAAACAGUUUUUUCUUCAACUGAAAUUUUUUUGGCUGAAUAUUUUAUUUGAGAAGUUUCUACAUAUACAUAGAACGUAAAUAGAAUACGCGAAAAAUGCUGAAUGUACGAGUAUUCAGAUGCAAAUUAGAAAACUUACAGCAACAAUGUCACGAAAAGGCAGCGAGUCGAGCCAUGCAUGAAAGCGAGUUUUAAGUGAAUAUAAACUUGAAAAUAAAGAGCAAACACGAAAGAAAGAAACUUUUGAGUAAACAAAGGCAGCUAUACGCUACUCUCAGAGUCAGUGAGGUAAACGUCAACGCUACAACAACCAUUGACAAGCGCUUGCUGAAAAGUAGAACAACACCGAAAAGUAUGCUUUAAAUGCGAUAAAGGUAGUGAAGUUAAAUUCGUGGAUGCAAGAAAAGCUGCUAGGAAAAUAAAAACCGCUACGGCAACAAUAAUACGAGCAAAAAUAGCGACUCUCUACUAGCGAGCAGCAGCAAAUGUCAUAUAAAUGCACGCACACACAUACAUAUGAAUGCAAGCGGAAGUUGCUUUAAGCCAGCAACCAACGAAGUAACGGCGUACAAGGAGCGAAGGCGCAACAUUGCUGUAUAAUCGGCAGUGCGAACAACACAAGUCCGUUGCUGAUUGGUUGGUGGUUGUGGUGCACCAACACACAAUCAAGUGGAUGCGGAUGCAUUGCAGUCAGAAUACUGCUUUUUAUGGGCUCCACAACUGGAAAAUUCAACCGUAAAAUGUAGUGAAGCGCAGCCAGAAAAACGGCCACGAUUUACAACUACAAAUUUAUGCUUUUACUAUUUUGCGAAUUUUCAGGCGUUCAGCAUAAAAGAUGUAGACUCACUAAAAUAAAACUAAAACAAAAAGAAAAACAAGAACAAAAAACAAAAAUUACCAAAGAAAUAAAUAAAAGACCAACAGCUGAUAGAGUCGAAUUUUUAGCAGUAAAUACAGUUGGUCAAUGUGCCACUCACCAGUUUGCCAACGAUAAGCGUGCAGCAUGCAACCUGCUUGUGCUGGUGUAGGUGUUGGUGAGGCUGCUGCUGCACUCACGCCCACACCUGCCAUUUAGCGGCUUUGUGCCACCUCUGCAACAACAAUAAAAAUCAUACCAUUUAACGUACACGCUUUGCUGGCGCUGGAGCUGACCUUAUUUCCCGUAGCGUUGAUUUUCAAGCCAGAAGCAGAGUGCAAAGAAAAUAUAUAUUUUCGUUUUCGAAAUUUCAUUACUUUAUUUGGCUUCCCAUAUUUCGCAUAACAAUUGCCAUAAUUAAAAAUCUGUGCAUUCGCGCGCAAACAAAUUGACAGGGGCAAAACAAAGGAGAGCAGAAUAAAGCAGAGAUAAAAGAUAAAAGUGUAAAACUUUCUGUAAAUUGGCUGAAACGACCUGACACGUUCGUGGUCAGUGAUGUGUUAAUAAUAUUCGCCGCUUGCGUGAAACGUGAAGAAUUCCAAGAGGAAAACAAAACCACCGUGCAGUAAGAACAACAACAAGUAUUCGUUGGCAGAUAGCGAGACUAAAGAAUCGAUCAUAAUGUUGCCCACCAAUGUAAUGACAUUCAUGAAAAAGAUGGUCGCCACCGAUGAGACGCCAUCCACACAAAAUCAACCCGAUGCUGGUGGUACAUUCGGCAAGUUGAAACAGACACUGUCAUCGUCAUUGCUUACAGCGCAGGAUAGAGUGAAUAAAAUGUCACCACGUCCUUCGUUGGCGCCCACAGAAGACGGCAGCUAUGGUGGGGCGUACCAACAGCAGUCACAGGACGCCUAUGCGGCCAACCAGAACAAUAACAAUAAUAACAAUACAACAGGCGGCAGUAGCGCAGGCAGUGCGAAUUCAUCGAAGAAUGAGCCGGGACGACGCGCGGGGGCUUGUCGUGUUUGUUUGAAAUCAUUCAAGCCCGAUGACUAUCACAAGACGUGCUUCGAGUGUCAGCAGCGUGUGUGCGAGGAUUGUGCUAGCUAUAGCAAGCUGGAGGAGAAUGAGGAUGCGAACAUGUGGCGCUGCAGUGUUUGCCGACGAAAGAUGGCCUCUCGUGUGUGCAUUCCGCAAGACUCGACCGACUCCUCGUUGGACGUGCCCGUGCUGGAAGCGUUGCAACGACGUCACUCCGACGCUAAACUAGGUUCAACACAGACACUCGCGCCGGCAAAUGGCGCCGCCUUGGCACCACCACGCAGUCCCGAAGUGCGUCGGCAUUCCGACGUCUCACCCGCCUCACUCAAAGAACUGGAAAAGUUGAAGGGCAAUAAAACACCGGGCGGUGAUUUGGACUUUCGUAAGGGUGGACGCAGCAUGGCGCCGAGUCGUUCAUCGAGCCCGCCACGGCAAUCGGAUUUGGAGCAGCAACCGCCAUUUGGCGCGCCUCUAUCACGCAUUGCAUCGCGUCGAGGUUCGAGGGUGGCGCGGCAGCAUAGCUAUGAUGAUGACAUGAAUAGCGCGAUUAUGGCAGCUGCGGCGACGGCGGCGAUGGCUGGCGCAGGCGGAGCUGUAGGCGCGCCCGGUGGAUUAGGCAUGGCAGGCGGUGAUGCUGGACUUGGCAUACCAGCAAUGCCCAGAAGGAAAUCGGCAUACGAUGUUUUCGCACCAAAUUUGUUACAGAAUGUGGCGCCGUCAGCAACUCAGCACCAACGCUCACCCGGCGAUGGCAUGUCACCACAAAUUGCGCUACCCGGUUCGCGGCGACCCUCGUUCCGCGUACCGCAUCCUUCCGAGGAUCUGCAGAACGAUGAGUCCCCAAGUCCGGAUAAAGGCAGCCCAGUGCUGACGGUGGACGAUGAUAGGCGCCUACGGCGACGUGGAUCACAACUUCCCGAUUUGGCGGCAUUGCAACAGCGCGGUGCUAUACCAACCAACUUACCCGUCAACAUACCACCUCCACUCGCCGCCUUUACUGGUCCCAAUUUAGAAGACUUAGAAGCUCCAAGGCGCCAAACAUCCAUGGAUGGUGAAGCUAUUAAAAUUGUUAUACACGAUGUGGACUCGGGUCCAAUUUGCCCAUCGAAGCGAAGAAUUGUGCUGCGCAAAGAUCCAACAGACAAGGCGCAUCGCACACGUGGCUUUGGUAUGCGCGUCGUUGGCGGCAAAACUGGUGCAGAUGGCCGUCUCUUCGCUUACAUCGUAUGGACAGUGCCAGGUGGGCCGGCGGAAAAGAAUGGACUACAGCAAGGCGAUAAGAUACUUGAAUGGAACGGCAUGUCCCUAAUCGAUCGCAGUUUCGAAGAAGUGUGCUCUAUUAUGGAUCGCACCGGAGAUAUUGUAGAGCUGCUCGUCGAGCAUGCCACGGACUUUCGCAUGUGUGAUCUGUUCGAUGAAAAUCUACCACCAGGCAACAGUGGCAAUCAAAGCGGUCCACGGCGUUCUGGCGAUGGUCCCGUGGGACUAGGCUUAAUCGCGGACCCCGAAACAACAAUAGACAAAUCACCGGCCUCGCCGACCAGACGGAAAUUACCCAAAACUCCGGAGCAAAUUGCACGCGAGAAGCAAGUAAGUGGGCGUGUACAGUUACAAGUUUGGUAUAAUGCCGAUCGUAAUGAGUUAGUGGUGUCGCUAAUGGCCGCCGAUGAUUUGGCGCUCCGCGAUGAAGCCUAUGGCCACGGCAAUCUACCGGAAGCAUAUGCUAAAGUACGCAUUUCACCCAAAUGCGGCGAUGGCAGCGUUCAACAAACCGAAGUUAGCCAUCCCACGCAAAAUCCGAUCUGGAAUGCGACGCUCACCUUUCAGCACGUGAAUGCCGACAGCCUUAUGGAUCGGCACAUUGACAUACAGUUGUGGGAUCUGGUACCGCAUACAGAGUCCAUUUUUUUGGGCGAAUGUAAUGUCAAUUUGCAACAGGCAUUUCUUGACGAUCGCGCCAUCUGGUGUCGACUGGACGAUCCGAAGGGGCUGCGCGGCAUUAGCAUGUCAAAAUCGCCGAGCGUCUCACCGCGCGGCUCCAUUGCCACCGGCUGUCCAGGCGGUGAUGUAUCGCGUCUAUUGCGACGUGACUAUAAUAUGCAACGUUCCAUAUCGGACGAUGUUGACUCAAUCGGCGAUGGCACAUCGCUGCUGCAUCCCGAUACCGCCUGGGUGGCUGGCUCACGGCGUGGUUCCUCGCAGUCGGAGACGCUCGAGGUGGAGGUGUAUCAGUUGGGUAAAGAUUUCUCACGUUCAUUGCCGGGUUCGCGACGUUCCUCCUUCCAAGAUCCCGAUAAGAUGCGCGAAGGAGACAACAUGGCAGCACCGUCACCAGCCUCAUACUAUGUAGGUCGGCGGCGUUCAUCGGUGGCGCGACGCGAUCCCGAUGAGAUACUAAACUCGCUGAAAGCAGUGCGAGGCGAGCUCGGGCGUGCGAUGAGUUUGGGAACGGAGCAGCAGAAGCGGCCAGGAUCUAGACGCGCAAGUCGUGUUGGCUUACCGAGCAAUCCGAGUAGUCGCAAAGGCUCCAUACUUGAUGUCACUCAACAACAACAGCAGCUGCAACAACACUUGCCGGUGGGCAUUGGCAAUGCAGCGACCAGUCCACCAUCGGAUGAGGAGAACAAACAGUUUACGACGCGUUGGAAGGGUUCGGGUAGCAAUUUGCGUCCACAAAGCGCCAAACAGGCCUUAUCAAUGCUAAAGCAAGCCUCGUCCGCCACAAAUGUAGCAAUGCAAGGACAGAGCGGCAGCGCCAGUGGCAGCCUACUGAGCGUCGGUGCUGACAGCUCCAAGCAGUUGCGCAAGGGCAGCAUGAUUAAUCUGAAGACGAUUGCUGGCAGCAGCAGCGGUGCAGACAAUACACUCGGCCCGACGACGGUGCUGCAGCGCAAAGGUAGUGUCUAUGCGCAUGCAACAACGGAGCGUGACACGGGCAGCAGUGGUUCGCCACAGCGCAAGAACAGCAUUUAUCCAGGCAGCUGGAAAGCAGGCGCUCCCGAAGCUGAGUCCCCACUAAUGCGCAAGGGCAGCAUGUUCAAUGUGAGCACCAGCGACAGUCCGUCUAUGUUGCGCAAGCAGAGCAUGGCACCGCAUAACGCAAGUGCCAAGAGCCUGAGUCACGGUAGUCAUUCGGGCAGCAUCAGCAGUUUAACGUCCACGACUGUAACCACAGUUGCCACUACGGGCAUCGAUACGGACUAUGGACUCAAAAUGGGCCCAGGACAGAUACAUCCAAAGGGCUAUCGCUUGACAAUGGUGCGGCAUGGUGAGCUAAAGAUGGGAUUUACGAAAAUCAAAGGCGUGGUAGAAGUGGAGGUGAUAUGUGCACGCAAUAUAGUGCCCGUGGACUGUGAAACGCCGCCGGACACAUACGUAAAAUGCUAUGUCAAGGAUGGCGAUCGACUGCGGCAUAAGAAGAAAACGCGCGUGGUGAGGCACUCAGCAGAGCCAUUCUACAAACAGACGCUCAAGUAUCAGAGUGCCGAUGUUUUCGGGCGCAAUAUCGUCAUCAUGGUCUGGCAACGUUGUGUCGGCUUUGAACACAAUCAAGGUUUGGGCGGCACUGAGGUCAAUCUAGACAAGAUCAAUGCUUCGCAACGCAUCGGCGGUUGGUAUCCACUAUUUCCGAUGCACUCAUUAGGCGGAUCGGAUUCGGAUAAUUCUCCUUGACCGAUCACGCACACACCAAAUACAAUGAACAAUAAUAAAAUCGACACCACUACAAAAACUGAAACAAUAAAGAAUGGAAAACGAAAAAGAGCAACUACAACAAAAACACCAACAACUAUUUUAUUCUAUAAUAAGCAAAAUGAUAAUAAUAAUAAUUACAAUAAUGAUAAUAAUGUUUUAUGUAGCGUAAAUGCUCACUGGCAAUUUGUUAGAAUUCAAGGGCUAAUAUUGGCAACUAUUUAAAAAUGAAAUAUUACUUACAACUACAUACAAUUAAUUAUUAAAUUAAGUAAAUUAAGAUUUAGGAGUGGUUGUGGCAGAGUUUCCAAAAGCUGCAAAGAUGCAAAGGUCUUUUGGAAAUGCAAGAAAUUGCAAAUGUAUUUUUAAAAACCAAA
Messenger RNA from Anastrepha ludens (Mexican fruit fly), 6041 nucleotides. RefSeq names its product regulating synaptic membrane exocytosis protein 1 (gene Fife). The transcript has 15 exons. The record is from RefSeq and is a predicted model, not a curated record. Lineage: Eukaryota; Metazoa; Arthropoda; Insecta; Diptera; Tephritidae. Gene Ontology annotation, molecular function: small GTPase binding; transmembrane transporter binding. Bases 1612 to 5646 code for a protein of 1344 amino acids. Gene Ontology annotation, cellular component: presynaptic membrane; cytoskeleton of presynaptic active zone. Gene Ontology annotation, biological process: regulation of synaptic plasticity; regulation of membrane potential; calcium ion-regulated exocytosis of neurotransmitter.